GUUUUUCAUCAGUCGAGAAGAUUGUGUCGAGUUUGGUUGAACGCAAGUCCGUAUCGUCGUCGUGUGGACGGACGUCCAUCUCCUCUGUAAAAAAGUAGUAUCGCUUUGGCUGCUGCUGGAAAAUUUGGACCGUGUUUUUGGAUUUAGUGCGACCAUAUUUCCUGCCAAGUGAUAUCUAGCGGUCAAAUACACCAAGAAUCUUCUGCAAGCUGGCAUUCAGUUGCAGUAGGAAUGAUGUUUUCGAGUGUGUUUCUGUAUUUCCUGCCAUGUUCGCAGUGAAAAAAAAUUAUCCGACUAAAAAACCAGCGGAAAAAGAAGGAAGUGAAUCUUGGUUGGUUGAGAAAGUUUUCAAGUCUGGCAUCUCUCCCAUCAGCGCCUUUCCUUUGUGGACGCUUCCUGCAAGGGUGGGAGGGAAGUGUAGUCAGCGGAAAGGGGAGAUUUUGCGUACUGAAACGGAGCGUUCCUUGGUGUCUACAGUUUCUACCUUCCACGGAAUCCGGAAGUAACGGGGCCUAGUUCUGGUUUUGAGUUCUUUUUAUUGCUUCCUCGGGAGAUCUGCGGCCUCGGAAAGAUAUAUUAAGUGAAGCUUUUCCCCAAGUGUUCUGUGGAUGGAAGAAGAAGCAUCGUUUUGGGUGUAUUUUGGUGUGAGUGGAAUGUUGAAAGUAGAUCGUAGAAAUUAAAAUUUUAUGGAAGCGAUCGGUAUUGAGGAGUAAAAUUGUGUUGACAUAUUAUAACUGAUUUACAAGACAUUGAUAGCAGUGAAUAUAAAACCGACCAUUCCGGAAAAUCAUAUAAAAAAUCAGUGGUGUUCAACAGAAGAAAGAAGGCUUGUGGGGUGGCCAGGGGAAGUCUGGAAUGCAGGCUGCCCGUUUCGGGUGCGGAAAUUUGCUUGUCGUUUGCAGGCAGUUCUGUUGCUGCUGUUGCUGCACUUACUGAAGGGAGGCUCUAUUAGUAUCGCCGCCGCCAUCUGCCGAAAAUGGGAGCCCAGCAGGUGAAGGAGCGUUCCUCCGGCGGCGGAGGCGGAAGUGCGGGCGGUGGUGGGACGAGUUCGUCUUUGGGAUUGGCCGGCAGUUCGAUUCGUUCCAGUCGCAACAAAUCACGGGUUCCGAAGGACUCACGCAUUCUUGGGUCGAAUAUCUUCACGGAACAUAGUGAAGCGUUGCUGCAGUCCCGCCCAUUGCCACACAUUCCACCACCCGGCAGUCUCAUUCCCGGUGACGUACUUGCUCAAAGCCAAGAUGGCUCGGAAAACCACACCGGAACGCUCCAUUCCCAGGGUAGCUCAACCACAGCUCAAUCCAGUUUCGAAAAUGCGCACCGAUGGACGUCCAAAGAAAACCUGCUGGCUCCCGGUCCGGAGGAGGAUGACCCACAGCUGUUCGUAGCAUUAUACGAUUUUAAAGCAGGUGGUGAAAAUCAGCUUAGUUUACGAAAAGGAGAGCAGGUGCGAAUACUAUCCUACAAUAAAUCCGGGGAAUGGUGCGAGGCGCACUCCGACUCGGGGCACGUAGGGUGGGUUCCCUCGAACUACGUCACCCCAUUGAACUCCCUGGAAAAACAUUCAUGGUAUCAUGGGCCCAUUUCUCGAAAUGCGGCCGAGUAUUUGCUUAGCUCCGGAAUCAAUGGAAGCUUCCUGGUGCGCGAAAGCGAAAGCUCCCCUGGCCAACGUAGUAUAAGUUUACGAUACGAUGGGCGAGUCUACCACUAUAGGAUAUCGGAAGACUCCGAUGGCAAAGUGUACGUAACCGCAGAGGCUAAAUUUAAUACCCUUGCCGAACUAGUGCAUCAUCACAGUGUUCUACACGAGGGCCAUGGACUGAUAACGCCACUGCUCUACCCGGCACCAAAGCAAAACAAACCCACAGUGUUCCCUCUGAGUCCCGAACCAGAUGAGUGGGAAAUAUGCCGAACGGACAUAGUAAUGAAGCACAAGCUGGGUGGUGGACAGUACGGAGAAGUGUAUGAGGCUGUGUGGAAACGGUACGGAAAUACGGUGGCGGUGAAGACACUCAAGGAGGAUACAAUGGCACUAAAGGAUUUCCUAGAAGAGGCUGCUAUAAUGAAGGAAAUGAAACAUCCGAACCUGGUGCAAUUAAUUGGUGUAUGUACACGAGAGCCCCCAUUCUACAUCAUCACCGAAUUUAUGAGUCAUGGCAAUCUGUUGGACUUCCUCCGCUCGGCUGGCCGAGAAACGCUGGAUGCCGUGGCGCUACUCUACAUGGCCACCCAGAUAGCAUCCGGUAUGAGCUAUCUGGAGAGCCGUAACUUCAUUCAUCGGGAUCUGGCUGCAAGAAACUGUCUUGUGGGUGACAACAACCUCGUGAAGGUGGCUGAUUUCGGGCUGGCCCGAUUGAUGCGAGAUGACACCUAUACGGCCCACGCAGGUGCCAAAUUUCCUAUCAAGUGGACUGCUCCCGAAGGAUUAGCGUAUAACAAAUUUAGCACCAAGUCGGACGUUUGGGCAUUCGGUGUUCUGCUGUGGGAAAUUGCUACGUAUGGCAUGUCCCCAUAUCCAGGGAUAGAUCUGACGGAAGUGUUCCAUCGACUGGAGUCUGGUUAUCGAAUGGAGAGGCCGCCUGGUUGUCCCCCGGAGGUAUACGAACUGAUGAGGAAAUGCUGGCAAUGGAACGCUCAGGAUCGACCAACCUUCAAAAGCAUUCAUCACGACCUAGAGCACAUGUUUCAGGAAUCAUCUAUCACUGAAGCGGUAGAGAAACAGCUCCAAGGUGUUACGCAAUCCGUACAGCUUACGCCGCAGAUGGCCAAGAAGCCACAGAUGGGUACGCAACAGGCACCACAGCUCGAACCGGUCAUCACCCCCAUCUCUGACACAGGGUCUAACUCAAAGCUCAGUACGUUCCCGAACAAACCAGCCACAACGGGGGUUCAAAUGCGACGUACCACAAACAAGCGUGGCAAGACGGCACCGGCGCCACCAAAGCGAACAAGCUUACUCUCUUCUAGUCGUGAUUCAACAUACCGGGACGAGGACAGUGGCAAGACUGGCGAAGGCGAUCAGAGCACAAACGGUAUAAUACCAAUCACAAAAUCGUCUUCUUGCAGUAGUUUUCUUAUCGAUAAGCUGUUUCGAGGAUUCACGCGGGAUAUUGCUAAUUUGGUAAACCGAACGACGGACUCCGAAAAUGAGCAAACUGAAAUAACACCCGACACCGAUACGGAUAGCCAGGAGCCAUGUGGAAACUUCCAAAAAUCAUCAUCUCAGCAAAGUUCCUUUAAACGUGUCCCAAUAAUGGGAAACAGGGGCCUAGAAACCCGCAGUAGUAAACGCUUACCUCAAGGAGCUCCCAGGAAGGAUCAGAACGGGCCAGCAAGUGGGCAACCGCCUACCGGAAUAACAGUAAAUGCUGCCGGUCAGCCAGUAGUUGGAGCGUUAGAAGUCCAAAAUGUGAAGAAAGCUAUCAAUCGGUAUGGAACUUUGCCCAAGGGAGCGAGAAUCGGAGCCUACUUAGAAUCUCUACGACAACCGGAUGGGUCUGCAGGACAACAGGUUCCUCAGCAAAUGCAAUCCAACUCUGUUCCCCCAGAACCACCUCCACCAAUGGCGGCCGCCAAUGUCAUUUCCAACAGCUUGUUGGCUGCCCAACGAUCUGCUGUCAAAAUUCAACAACAGCAGCCCCAGAUGAUUCGAAGUAACUCGUCCAGUGGAGUUACGAUGGCCAAUUCGGCAACCGCUAGUCUUUCAAAAUUGCAACGACAUAGAACAACUACUGACGGCUCUAUGAUGACGUUCUCAUCAUUCCGAGGCGCAGUAGGUAACAAUAGUCCUAAGCGAUCAAUGCCACCUACGCUGGCGGACUUGGAAUUCCCACCGCCACCUGUAGAUUUGCCUCCACCUCCAGAAGAAUUUGAAGUCCAUCAUCAUUCUGGCCCACCGAUGGAGAAAUUGAUGAAACCCUCGAACGAUGUGUCGAACACGGAACCCAGUGUCGAGGAGGCUAGUUCUAGAUUUGGUGUAAGUCUUCGCAAGAGAGAACCUUCCACGGAUUCGUGCAGUUCUCUCGGUAGUCCAGCCGAUGCUAUCGCCAAUAAUAGCAUGGAACCGUCCGUACCCAUUCCUCCGCCUCCAAGCUUGAAAGAAAAGCUCGAAUCGAAGUUCGCUGCUGAAAUCAAAGAGAAAGCAAAUGUGCCAAAGUCAGCUACAAACGUCGACAGUAGCCAUAAACCAACGUCAUCUGAUCCCGCAUCACAAUUAGUCAGUGAAUUAGCGGAAAGUAUGAAUCUACCUAAACCUCCUCCUCCGUUGCCUCCGAAUGACGUGGCGCAACAUUACAAGUCAUCCGAUGUAAGUUCACUACGAAGGACGAAGCCCGUUGACAGUGCUAGCAGUGCUGCGCCGCAGCCUCCUCAAUUCAAGGCACAGCUGAAAAAAAUCGACCCCAAACGAAUUCCGAAUCCAAUUCCAAAGAAAGAGGAAACUAGCAAUAUAAUAGACUUCAAAUCACGUCUACGCAAAGUAGAAAGUGGUGCCGAGUCGUCGACGGUGGUCAGCAAUGGCACAAGUCCCAUAGACAUCAGUGCAACAACGACCGGAAGUAGUGAUUCUAGUUCUGACAAUAAUAAUAAGCACCAUUCUAACAGUGUGAACAAUAAUAACAGUAACAUUUUGAACAACAACCAAACAACAGCUAAUGAUCACUCAAGUGACAGUGAGAUCAAAACCAAGAAAAGCGAACUGCGGAAUGGGACUAACAAAAAUGGCCCCGGUUCCGAUGCGGCGAAUAAACUACUGCAGGAGAACAAUGAGUUGAACAGUUUAAAACUUAAGAAGCCUUCUCCUUCUGUGGUCACAAGUGUGGCACCAAUCGAUAGUAAUAAGAUUAUCGAGUUAAAAAAGACUGAAAUAAAAAUUGAACUUAGUCAGGAGGAUAGGAAGCGAGAGAGUUUGGAAGGAAAUUCGGUUAAAGCUGAAGGAACUGUAACUGGCGGUGAUAAUUUAUCAACAGGAAGUGGGGGAACAGGUGAUGAAGGAGAUAAACGGAAAAGUACUGGUAGUAUCAGUAGCUUAAAAAAGCUUUGGGAAGCAAAAGAAGCGCCAAAUGAACAAACGUCUCAGUUAAGCCCCAAACUUGGGGUGAAGAGUGCCGCAAACACCAAGUUGAACAACAAUCUCGAAGACGAUAGCAAUGCCGUCAAUACUUCCAAUACAAUUACGACAUCGGCAAUGAAUAUUAAUGCUGACGAUCAUCAUCCACCGGUUUUCAACAAAAAGCCUGCUGUUCCGAUAAAACCAUCCAAAUUCUCAUCGAUAUACGCAACUCCUGUACAAACGCAAGCCCCGGUCCCCACAUCAAACAACUCAGCCAACAACACCACAACAACAUCGAAAUCAAACGAUAGCAAUAGCUCACUCCUCUCGGAAAAGUCGACAGGGUCCUCCUCGGCAUCGGCACUGUCAUCCACCGCCAGCAGUCGGGAGGGUAUCCUCGAGUUGGUACAACUGCUCGAGGGAAGUCUCAAGCUGCCGGUAAACUCGAUAUCGGCGUCGCAGUGGCUGCAGCUGAGCGAACGGCUUAACUCGCUCCAGUCCAGCUGCGUGAUGUUUGCCGACAACGAAACAUUGCCACCGCAUACCAAGUUUCACUUCCGCGAACUGGUGACCCGGGUAGAGAACCAGUCGCGGUCACUGCGAUCCGCCGGCAGUAAGAACGUGCAGGACAACGAGAAAUUGGUGCUCGAAGUUGGUCAAUCACUGAAACAAAUUUCGAACGCGCUUCACAGGGAUACUAGAACAAGCAGCCAUCAUCAAUUGCCAAUUCUGACCAUUAGCUAGAAGAGAAAGUGCAAAUUGCGCACGCUUGGCAGUGAUUGACCAAUCAGAGAAACAGAGAGAGAGACGCAAUCAGAAUAUUUGUGAUUAUAAUCCACUACUAUUAUUGUCGAGAGCAUUGUAACAGUGAUACAGGUAUAUUAGUUGUCUUCGGCUAUGUAGCUACGCAAAGCGAUACUUUCCAUUGCAAGUGCUUCACAAUUUAGAACUCUGCCUACACAAAACUUAUCAUCCUCUAUUUGCUAUUGUAUAAAAAAAAUUCCUUAUCCUAUCUAAGCAUGCUUACUUGUACGCGUUUUUUAUGAAGGAUCCUCUAAGAAUGGAAUAAAAUACAGUGAUGAUGCGCCCUGAUUUGAAAUAUAACUUCAUAUGAGGUGCCAUGCUGUCUGAUAACGAAUCCUCGUAAAGGCCAUUUAGAAAGAUCAGACUAAAAGGUAAGUUUAUAACAGAUUCACAAUUAUUCACGGUAAUUCAAGAAGGCAAAAAGUGAAACAGUUUUUAGAUUUUGUAUUCUAGCCAUAUAGCAACUUCAAAAGUAGUUUUGAUGGGCGUAUUUAGCAAGUUUUUGGCGUUCAAUAAUAACCAAUUGUUUUAAACCAUUCUUAUUUUGAGAUGAAGAAAUGCAUUCUCCAAAAGUUGUUUACCGAACCUAGCUAAUCUGGUUUGUUGAAUAGCUCUACUACACAUGUUCAAAUGUAGCAACAGCAACAAUUUAUCAAUUUUGAUUUUGCCCACAAUCGAUGUGCAGUAAACAUGCUUGAUUUCAUGUUUUUAUUAAAGAAGUUCUAAGUCUCCCAAUUUUAGAUCGUUCCGCUUUCUGGAAAAUCCUAGUUACGUGAAAUACCACGAACCUUACUUUGCAUACACACGGUGACAAAUAUUUUCCUUUACUCCUAAGUAUGGGAGUUAGUAGAUGCCUUAUGAACACUAACGAGGCGGCAGUAUCCCAGUGGAGGAUGCAGUGCCAUAAAAAAAGAAAACUUUGAUCGUUUGUUUGCCAAACCAACUUUGACAACUACAAAAUAGCGCAAAUUGCAGAAAAAUAAGGAUAGCAAUGUUAAUGUUUCGAUUCGAUAAAAAGGACUCCAAUUUAUUCGGAUUGGUUUGACCAAAUAAUGAUGUCCACAUGUGUCGUUUCUAUAGACACAUGUCUAUUGCAACGACGACAUUCUUUCCGUUAGUUGAUUAUUUGAAAUAGUUAUGACUGGAAUAUGGAAUUGGUUACUUUAUGUUAAUGCAGCUUCCACUUUUUGCCGAUUUUGAAUUUCUAUUGCUACGAAAUAAAAAACUUAUUGAACCAGUGAGCUCAACGCAUUUGGCGGAUUCGAAAAAAGAGUGAUACAAAGCCAUGGGGAAAAUGCCGUCGCUUCGAUUAUAAAUGCGAAAAGUUAUCUGCACUCGUGUAUAAACCAGCAAUUAACGCUCAAUUAUAUUGCCAAAUAUGAAGUGAAAUAAUUUUAAAUGAUUUUAAUCAAUAUGUCUGAUAGUUUUAAACAAUUGUGAAUGAAUUCAAAGUAUUGAAGAAAAAAAAGGAAAGUAAUCAGGACUGAAGUUUUUAAGAAUGAAUUUUUAAAUACAAUCUUAUCAAUUGUUUCAAUUUUAAACAUUCUCAUGGUUUUGGAUUGCAUAACAUUAUCUGAAAUCAAAUCAUUAUUAAAAGCAUGGAGACAUCAGGUUGAUUAUGCUUUAUUUUAAGCCAAAGAGCUUAAGACUUGUUUUUAUUUUUUUAAUUCGAUCAUUUUGUGAAACACCUUUAUAAUGAAUUGAAAUGGGUGUUUCAAUGUACAGAGCAUAUUCACAUUUUACGAUUGAAAGGAUGAAACAUGUAAGGUAUGUAGAAGCGUUGUUUCAAUGCAAACCCCGAAUUCGAUCGUGUGUAAUCUAAGUUAUUUAAAAACAACUAUCUCUAAUGGUAACAGUAAAAUGCUAGUCGUAAUCAAUUAUACACAUUAUCAAUAAACAGAGUUAUCAUGAACUAUACACGAGAAACAGCAAAAAAAAAAAAUCGUAGGCACGUGGUGAUCAAACGCGAUAUAAAUAACAGCGACUGAUUGUAACUGUCGUUCAAUAACAAAAGAAGACGUGCAAAUCGAAAUUUUUCCAACAAACAAUCUAAAUAUGAACUAAACCAAACAUCCAUAAACAAACUAUGAGUAUUGGCGUCAACGUCUCUCUAGGAAUUAAACGAAAUAAUCAAAGAAUGGAGAAAUCAAACGAAAUUGAGGGGCGUAAAACGUUUACUAAAUAUAUUUUUUGAUAAACUGAUAUGAUAAACAGCAUUCAUCGUAAUCGUACAUCUUCGUGACAUUCAUCGACACUCAUACAUACAGAAAUCGAACGUAAAGAUAUUAUUAAAUUUAGAAAAGUGAAUCAAAAUAAAUUAAAAAGAAAACGGAACAUUGACCGAGCAGGUAAUAAUGCAUGAUAAUAAGCCAAUAUUAUUACUCAAAUGAAAAAGUGAAUAUAAGUGUAGUAGUGACUUUAUCAAAAGUAUGAGAACAUAUUAUCAAACUAGUAACGAAACGUAAAAACCCAAGUGAAAAAGCGUGAUAAGGUAACAAGAAAUAUAUACACCCCUCUCUCUUACAAGACGAAAGAGAAACAAAAAACAUCCACAUACACCACUAAAUACGGAUACAUGUUGGAGAACGAAAGAAAAUUCGAUAACUUGCAGUAUAAAAACAAUAAAAAUACCGCUGUAAGGCAAUAAUAAUAACAACUAAA
Messenger RNA from Armigeres subalbatus, 8512 nucleotides. It is a transcript of the gene Abl, whose product is annotated as tyrosine-protein kinase Abl. The transcript has 9 exons. The coding region runs from base 977 to 5791 and encodes 1604 amino acids. NCBI's taxonomy places the organism in Eukaryota, Metazoa, Arthropoda, Insecta, Diptera, Culicidae. Gene Ontology annotation, biological process: protein phosphorylation. Gene Ontology annotation, molecular function: ATP binding; protein binding; non-membrane spanning protein tyrosine kinase activity. The record is from RefSeq and is a predicted model, not a curated record.